This is a messenger RNA of Coprinopsis cinerea okayama7#130, 2823 nucleotides long. RefSeq lists its product as hypothetical. Bases 1 to 2823 code for a protein of 940 amino acids. NCBI's taxonomy places the organism in Eukaryota, Fungi, Basidiomycota, Agaricomycetes, Agaricales, Psathyrellaceae. The transcript has 7 exons. The record is from RefSeq and is a predicted model, not a curated record.
AUGGCGAGUAACCCGGGCAUUAGUCCUGACGUGUCGAAGGAUCUAGUGAACGACCUCGAUAAAGCCCUAGGAGGCGAUUUUUCCUUCAAGGGCAAGUUCUACUACGCGUCGCAACAGCCAACUGCGCCCAACCCCUGCCUCGCCAUUGAAGGACUCGGAAUAAUUGGUCUCCCACUCAACGAACGCGAAGCCAAGGCGAUUAUCGCGUCUUCCAAGCAGGCGCCGUUUGGAAAAGGAAAAAAGACACUCGUUGACAAGACCAUUCGCAAUACAUGGGAGAUUGAAUCCGAUAAAGUCACCUUUUCCAACCCCAAGUGGACGACGUGGCUCGAGGCAACAGUUUUCAAGACUGUGUGGGACUCUCUGGGCGUCGCCCCAUAUACGACACGACCUCGCUGUGAACUCUACAAGCUUCUCGUUUACGAAAAAGGAUCCCAUACCCAAAAAGCUGAUGGCAUGUUCGCCACUGUCAUCGUCGUCCUUCCAUCCGCCUUUGAAGGUGGAGAAGUAAUCCUUUCACACUCUGGGGCAACUGAAACCGUUGACAUCACGGCCAACUCAGCGAUGGAAACGUCCAUUUUGGCGUGGUACACCGACGUGAUGCACGAGGUUAGGCCCAUUACAUCUGGGUACCGACUGGCAUUGUCCUACAACCUCAUUCAUACCUCUCCCAACGUCCCGCGACCUGUGUUGCCCGACAUGAGUGACGCAGCUAAACGACUUCAGGCUGUUCUCCGCGGCUGGAAGGAGGAAAAGUACCCCCAAAGUGCCAUGCCUUCCCCACCCUUCUUCGCUUAUGUUCUCAGCCAUCAAUACAGCGGACUCAACCUCUCCUCUGGAACUCAGGGCCUCAAGGGUGCGGACGCGCACAAGGCGGCCCACCUGCUUCCGAUUGCCAAAGAACUGGGCUUUAGCGUUGCGUUCGCCGCCUUGGAAUACACUGUUACUGGGACCAGUUCAAGCGGAGGCGGUGGAUGCGGCUACGGUUACCGGAAGCGAAGGCGCUAUGGAUACUGGGGCAUGGAUGAUGAAGACGAGGACGAUGGUGAGAUGGACGAAGUCAUUGACGCCUCUUACACGCUCUCCAAGGUCACCGACAGUGAAGGAAAUCAGUUCCCUGGAGUGUACACCCUGGACGAGGGAGCUCUCAUUCCAAAGGACCCCUUCAGGGAUGCGACGCCUGACGAUAAAGAAAGCGAGGGAUACAUGGGAAAUUAUGGUGGGGAGGUGAAUCACUGGUACCGGCGAACUGUUAUGAUUCUCUUCGAGUCCAAGAAUGAGAUGCAAGUUAUGUCGAAGCUCAGCGGUGGACUACUUUGGGGUGUUUCCAAACUCCAAUCGACUACUGCACGCCCGUCCAGUGAGGAAAAGGCAUAUGCGGCCUUCCUCCUCCAAUCCAUGGUCACCCAGCCGGAGAGGACCUACUACGGUUCUUCCAAGCCCAGUGAAGACUCCGUGCGUGUCAAGGUCGCGCUGUUGGAAUGUGCCGUGAAGUGGAAGGAUGCGUCUCUUUGGUCCCAGGUCGUCGCCAAGUGGGACUACUCGUUCGAAGCCAUUGGGCUUGAUUCUGUCCUUGCGGCCUUCGGGAAGUUUACGUUCGACUCUAUCAAGCAAUGUUUGGAUGAGAUGGUCAAGCGAGCAUCGAAGUUGGAUGACCGUUUGAAGAUCGUCAACAGUAUAGCUCAGAAGGCUGGAAAGAAGCCCAAAGUUGCCGUAAAGAAGUGGAUCGACGAGCAGUCAUCCUCAAGCAUUGCGAGUUACAACACCGGCGAUGUCACUGAUAUACCGAUUCUGAUUUCAGUCGCCAAGUCCAGAGGCCUGCAGACACUGAACGACACGGUGGUACUCAAUAUUUCCGGGAAACCGAAGAUGUUCGACUUCUGGAUGGGUUUUGCGGAUGCUUUGCACGAGGCGCGGGGAGAGAUCUCUGCAGAGCCAGCCUCCAUUGACGCCCUCAUCAAGAAAUGUCUUGAAGAGGGAGCACCGCAGUGGACCCAGGCAGAGCCCAAGGGAAUUAACGGACAGCCUUACGAGAAUCGACAAGCGGGAGCACAAGUCCAUCGAGCCAUCAAGGUGGUCGAAAUUGGACUGAAGACGAAGAUCACCCAACCGGGCAUCGCCAUUCUCAACGAAAUUCUCAAAGGUGCUGUCCCAUCUGACAAAACUCCGGAUCAGUUCACCUGGGUCUAUGCCCCUCUCAUCAUUGGCCUAAAGGAGACGCUGAAGAAGUUUAACAUGGACUUUUCGACACCUCCCUUCUCCGACCUCGUUCGCUACCUCGUCCGUUUCUACCUUAGCGCCGUUCUCGGCGGGAAACCUGCAACUGGCGUGAUCAAUCUUCGCAAAGUCGGAUGCGGGUGUCAACAAUGUCAGCAAAUCGACCAAUUCAUCAUGGAUUCCUCUUCGGCGAGGUCCAACAUCCAGUUCAAAGCGCACCUAAGUGUCCGUUCUCAUCUCGAGUCACGCAUUGCUCGUGCACCUGAUCUCUUCACUUACCAAACGAUCCGAUACGGUUCCCCGCAUACCCUUUCAAUCGACAAGUCUCCGGCGAUCGUGGCGUUGGCCAAGUGGGAGGCGAAGGUGAAAGCUGCGAAGGUGUUUUUGGCGGGAGUGGGGAACGAGGAAAUGUUGAAGACGCUUUUGGGCCCGCAGGAUUGGCAGAAUGCAGUCGGAGCGUUGAGUGGGGUGAGAGCGUUUUCUGGGUUUGUACCCGUUCGUGGUGGUGCGGGUGCGGGUACGAGUGGAAGCGUUUCGGGGGCCCCGGCAACCUUGGUUGGACAGGGCGCGGCUGGCGUGAAGCGCAAGCAACCUGGAGGAACGUGA